Molecule: messenger RNA, 909 nt
Organism: Rubroshorea leprosula
Lineage: Eukaryota; Viridiplantae; Streptophyta; Magnoliopsida; Malvales; Dipterocarpaceae
Source: the annotation of a GenBank genome assembly
AAUUAAUUUCAAGCUAAAUAUUGAAAUUGAAACCCUGAAAUUAAUGAUUUUGGACAUCGUAUGUAUGUGGAGCAGGUGAAGAGAAAUCCAUCUUUAGAUGCGUUACUGUCGGAUAUCUGUAUUGGAACCUCAACAGCACCGACUUAUCUUCCACCCCAUUAUUUCACUACCAAAAAUACUACUGCUAGCAGUAGUACUGAAGAAGAUAUCAGAGAAUUCAACCUAAUAGAUGGUAGUGUUGCAGCCAAUAACGCAACUUUACUGGCUAUGGAGGAAGCAAAGAAGGAGAUGACAGGGGUCGGAGAAGGCUCCCGGCCGUGUCAUUACAUGAUCAGAUUUUUGGUUAUAUCUUUAGGAACUGGCUCAAACAGAUCAACCGAAGACAAACACAGCGCAAAAGAGGCGGCCAAAUGGAAUUUGUUUGGUUGGCUACGUCGUAUAGUUGAAGUAUUCACUCAAGCCAGUGCCGAUAUGGUCGACUACCACAUCUCCGUCGUACUCAAAAUGCUACAAUCUGAAGACAAUUACCUUCGCAUUCAGGAUGAUACAUUAAGUGGGGUGUUGGGUUCAAUUGAUAUAGCAACAAAGAAGAAUUUGGAUGAUCUUGUGGAAGUAGGGGAAAAACUUUUGAAAAAGCCAGUUUCUAAGGUUAAUUUGGAAACGGGUUUGGUUGAGCCUUGUGGUCAAGAAUCUAAUGAAGACGCUCUCAAGAGUUUUGCUAAAAUACUAUCCGAUGAGAAGCGACGCCGCAAUCAACUCAUCCCUUCCGCAGACCGCAGUCUAAAUAAUGUUAUAUAAAGAAUUAACCAAAUUCUUUGUGAUGAUUAUACCCAUGUUUUUGUUUUUUUACCUCAAUUUGAUUACUGAUUACUAUAUGUUUACUAUAAGAAAUAAAUAAAAUUUGAUUAU